AUGGCUAUUCUCAAAGCUGAGUACGGAAUCUGCGACGCCCUGUCAAUGAAAGUCGAAGCGACUCUCCUCGACAUCUGCGCCACAAAGCUACUUACGGGCCAGAAUCCCGGACCUUUGUUCAUCUCAAUAACUAUAGUUCUCUCAAUGCUAAAACUGGGAACGGGUGCAGAAACCCCUGCAACGCCUCUCGCGCAGCCUACCAUUUACGCAUCGUGCAUUAGCUUGCCUCACUCUUCAAUGUCCUCUACCGUGAAGCCGUCUCCUGCCGCAUUUCUCCUUCGUGAUAACAAUUCCUGCAUAUAA
Molecule: messenger RNA, 303 nt
Organism: Cordyceps militaris CM01
Lineage: Eukaryota; Fungi; Ascomycota; Sordariomycetes; Hypocreales; Cordycipitaceae
Exons: 3
Coding region: 1-303 (100 amino acids)
Source: RefSeq, a predicted model, not a curated record